Molecule: messenger RNA, 210 nt
Organism: Entrophospora sp. SA101
Lineage: Eukaryota; Fungi; Glomeromycota; Glomeromycetes; Entrophosporales; Entrophosporaceae
Source: the annotation of a GenBank genome assembly
AUGGGAAAUAAUGGUGAGAGUGGUUGGGACAAUGUAGAAGAUAUCGAAGAAGAGAACAAAAAUAUAAGCAUGGAUUUGAAGGAAAGUGCUAAUCCUACUGAUGUUGAUUUUAUAGGCAUCCCAAAAUCUCAAAACUAUUUUUCCUUGUAUUGUAAAAGUUAUAUCGCAAAACACAAAGGAUUGGAAAAUUCUUUCAAAGGAAGCCAAUGA